Messenger RNA from Sebastes umbrosus (honeycomb rockfish), 1437 nucleotides. RefSeq lists its product as uncharacterized. Gene Ontology annotation, biological process: response to bacterium. Bases 43 to 1083 code for a protein of 346 amino acids. The record is from RefSeq and is a predicted model, not a curated record. The transcript is spliced from 6 exons. Lineage: Eukaryota; Metazoa; Chordata; Actinopteri; Perciformes; Sebastidae.
UAGGAAGACAUCAGUUGAGCAAGAGAAGGGUGUUUUACCACAAUGAUCGGAAGACUGGCUGCUUUGUUUCUUCUCAGUACAGUGUACCUGAUUCAAGCUGAAGAGGUUUCUCACCAGAUCUCUAUGACUGUAGUUGAAGUUGGUGGAAAUAUUACUUUGCACUGUCCAGUUUCUGAGAGGGAAGGAUACUUCUUUUACUGGUAUAAGCAGCCUCUUGGAUUUAUGAUCCAAACAGUUGCUAAGGGAUCAUUUACUCAACCAAAACUUGAUACACAAUUUAACAACUCACGUUUCAAAGUCACAGCGGGGAAGAAUCAGUAUAAUCUUACCAUCACAAAUGUCAGCAAAGAGGACGAAGCAACAUACUUCUGUCACAAGGGAACAGCAUAUUCACACAGUUUUGUUAAUGGCAUCUUCUUGGCUGUGAACGAUCGUAAGCAUCAGAAAUCUUUCUACGUGAAACAAAGUCCGAAGUCGGUCCAGCCGGGCGACUCAGUGACUCUCCAGUGUUCACUUCACUCCAAGAACAAAGAAGUCCAGUGUCCAGGUAAACAGAAUGUGUACUGGUUCAGAUCUGGAUCAGGACAAUCUCAUCCCGGCAUCAUUUACACUCACAGUGAUGAACAAGAGGAAAGAAGUUGUGUCUACAGUCUGUCCAAAACUAUACAGAACUCCUCUGAUAAUGGGACUUACUACUGCGCUGUGGUCACAUGUGGAGAGGUCCUGUUGGGUGAAGGAACCAAAGUGGAAACAAGACCUAAACUAGACCCAGUACUCAUUGUGCUUGGAGCCCUGUUGGCCUGCUGUGUGACGGUGAUUGUUGUCCUUAUUUUCUGCGUAAGUCGAAGGAGAGUUUGUGAACACUGCAAAGCAGGAGCAAGGAGUGCCGCCCGUAAUCCUGGACAUGACAAGUCAACAGUGGAUCAACAAGCUGACCUGGGUGGUGACGGAGAAGCAUUGAACUAUGCAGCACUGAAUUUCUCCGCAAGAAAAGUGACAAGAGUGACGAAAAAGAGAGAGUCACCAGAGUGUGUGUACUCUCCUGUGAGAGCAGACUACCACACACAGCACCAGCCCAGGUAGAGCAGCGCCUGCAAGCAAACCAAACACCAAGUCUUCUCAUAGAGCUUCGGCUUAGCUCAGCUUUGAAUGUUUUUAACAAAUGCCAUGCUGUUAAUUCAUUUUCUUAAUAAUUUGGUAUUAAAUAAGCGCUUCCUAUAGGUCAAGUUCAUCUUGUGACAAAUGACAGAAUGCAAAACGUGACUGGUUGUACAGGCAAAAGUGGGUGACUGAGAAAAGCUUAAGUUGAAAAUAAUAAAUUAUUUGCACAUCAGUACAUGAGGACAGAAUAUGUGAGUUUGCCAUAUCCAUUGAACAAUGAUGUUACAUCCAAGCUGUACUACUAAUUGCUGAGUUUGCUACUAAUAAAGUGACUUA